AUGAACGACCCUGGACUUGACGAUGCCAUCGCCGACGAGGCAAAUGCUUUGGAUCAGUAUUCCUCUCAGGCCCAGCCAGAAGACACCAGUAGUGCUGGCGGUACCGAUAAAAAGCAACGUCAACUAGACUCAUCCCCGGUAGCAGCUCGAUGGUGGCUUGCGAGCACGGUCUAUCCAUUGGCAGCGGGGACAUUUGGGCCAAUGGCCAGUGCAUUCAACGUAUGUUGUCUAGCGCAAACAUGGCGAAUGAUGCCAGAUGAUCGUGAUGGGUAUCUGAACAUUGCUGAUCCAAAAUGGGUUGUCGCUGUGAAUGCACUCUCACUAGUAUCUGCUUUAAUCGCCAACCUAUUCCUGUCGCUGAAUAUGGCGCGUCGGGUUCGAUUUUCACUUGCCCAGCCAAUUAUCGUGGUCGGUUGGUUUGUUUCCUCCGCCCUGCUAAUUGCUAUCAUUAUCCCAUUUGGAGUGAUGAUGUACAAGCCCGAGAACUCAAAGUAUCUUUACACUCAGGCAUACUUCUAUGGAACUUUUGCGGCGGGGAUGUACUUUAUCAUCGCGUGCCUAUCAACGGUCACUGCAUACGGUGCUCAUGCAGGCCACUACAGCCGUGACUACAAGUUGAGCAACAGCCAGCGAACCCUGAUGCUCCAGACGAUUAUAUUUGUCAUAUAUUUGCUUGCGGGCGCUGCGGUAUAUGCAAAGGUUGAGGGCUGGCGGUUUUUAGAUGCAGUUUACUGGGCGGACUAUACCCUGCUUACCAUCGGUGUUGGCAACUUUGCCCCUUCUACUCAUCUUGGUCGGGGUUUGCUCUUCCCAUACGCUGUUGGCGGCAUUUUGGUUCUUGGUCUGAUCAUCUCGUCUAUCCGAACUCUGAUGCUGGAGCGGGGACGUCAAAAGAUGGCUGACGUCCUGGCUGCACGCACACGCAAGUUCCUUGUGAAGGAGGCGACCUCAGAUAACAAUCGACUGCGUUCUCUCGUACCAGACCUACCGUCUGAUCAGCAAGAAGUGGCGGGGAUGAGUCCGCGGGAGCGACGUAGACGAGAAUUUAUUACGAUGCGAAGAGUCCGGCAAAUCGCUACUGUGCAACACAAGUGGAUUUCCCUCAUUGCUUCUUUUCUGGUAUGGAUGGCCAUGUGGCUUAUCGGCGCGGUGGUAUUCUGGCAGUCAGAAAAAUACCAAGCAUGGACAUACUUCGAGGCACUCUACUUCGCCUACACGACCCUCUUGACCAUCGGAUACGGUGACAUUUACCCCCGCAGCAGUCUAGGAAAGGCGUUUUUUGUCUUCUGGUCCUUGCUCGCCGUCCCCACAAUCACAAUUCUCAUUUCCAGUAUCGGCGACACCAUCGUCCGCUUCAUCCGCGAUCUAACACUGUACAUCGGUGAAAUAACCAUUCUUCCCGGCGAUGAGCCUUUAUUGGAACGCCUAAAAGAUAUCUUCCGCAUGUCCUGGACCGAAAAAUGGGUCCAAGAAACAGUUGGCGAGAAAUCCGACGCCCAGGCCAUACUCGACGAUGAAAAAGCCACCAAUGACCCCGAACAGGCAACCUCUCAAGUUCACCACGCGCUCGAAACGGUAGAGCAUAAACGCGAAGAAUCAGCCAGCGCUCGUGGUGACAUCAGCAGUGCAAACUUACAUCACUACCACUACCUUCUCUUCCAGGAAAUCCAAAAAUUGAUGCAGUAUACUCGGGAUAACAUGCAAAAGGAAUUUGAUUAUCUCGAGUGGGAAUACUAUCUUGCUCUCAUAUCGGGGAAACAUCGGCCUGGAGCUGAUAAAGAUAUGAGCACGAGUGAUGACGAACGACAACGCGAGUUUCAACAGUGGAGCUGGCUUGAUAAGAGGAAUCCGAUUAUUGGUGAGAAGACCGAGGUGCAAUGGUUACUUCAUGCGUUGACCGAGGCUCUUGAAAAAGAGUUACGGGGUGCUAGUCAGGGAUUUCAUUCUGAUGAGUCGGAGGAUAGGAGUUUGGAGAGGAGAGAAUCGGGUUCUUGUUCCACGAGUAAAAGCGGCUAG
This is a messenger RNA of Penicillium longicatenatum, 2016 nucleotides long. RefSeq names its product potassium channel family protein. The coding region runs from base 1 to 2016 and encodes 671 amino acids. Gene Ontology annotation, biological process: stabilization of membrane potential; potassium ion transmembrane transport. The record is from RefSeq and is a predicted model, not a curated record. Gene Ontology annotation, molecular function: potassium ion leak channel activity. Gene Ontology annotation, cellular component: membrane. NCBI's taxonomy places the organism in Eukaryota, Fungi, Ascomycota, Eurotiomycetes, Eurotiales, Aspergillaceae. The transcript has 3 exons.